UGCCUUCUGUGGACACCGGGGCUGUGGCAGCCAAAGAUCCUUCAUUCCCUCCUUCCGCUUUAACCCUCUCUGCUACAGCUAGUGCAUAUAGGGCACUAGCUACAGCUGACUUAAACUGCCACCUCGUGGCGAUAAGUUGUAAUACAAUUCAAUGUGCGUGAAUUAAGUGGCCACUUCCAAGGGAACCCACUGUAGCCUACUUCCAUACAAUGGCCUGAUAGCCUAGGCUACUACAGACUAAUCAUUAGGCUACUUAUAUAAUCAUUGAGCAACGAUUUGGGCGAAUGCAAUGUUCAAGAAAACAGGCACGAGAAGGGAGGUGAUUUUCUGAUGAUUCAACAAUGAAACAAUGAAACGGUUGCCAGACAAUAUUUUCUGUCACUAAAGUUGCCAAAAGUCGCUAAAGUUACCAACAAAUAAGUCAUGGUCAAAGUGACUUCCAGGUCACAGCAAUUGGAAAAAAUAAAAAAAUAAAUAUCAAAAUCACUUAGCCCUGAGUCCGUUUUUUAAAUGUUCUACUUUUGAUCUGACCACGAAAUCAAAAGUCUGAAAAACAAAGCGUUAUUUUCUUCUUCGUAUCACAUUCAUAAAGAAAUAAUGAAAUAAAGUCAUUUUUUUUUAUUUUGGAUUCUUAAUUGAAUUUCAAAUGAACGAAGCAUACACGGACCGGUCAGCAGUAAAAAGGGACUAGAUUAAGGAGAGCCUCCUAAAUAGUUCUGCUUGUUGACCCCAGAGUCAAGGAUUUUUGGUCCAAGUAGAGAAAGCCUCUCUUUUGCAUCAGUCCUUCCGUACAUCCUAAACCCGUUGAAAAGGGGCCCCUGCAACAAACACGAUCUGACAAUCACUUCCUCUUCUGCAAGGCAAGUUUUGCAGAGACAGAACAGGAAGCACGCGCUCAUAGCAAGGCGAAGAAAUCGCAGAGUCUAAAGACAAGCGCAGUCUUUGGUAAGGUGUGAAAGAACACAGAAUCCAAAGACAAAUACACCUAACCCUCUCUUCUUGAAAAAGCGAGAGCCUCGCAGAUUUUUGAAGACACACACACACACACACACACACACACACACACACAGAGUAGUGGUCUCAACUGUGAUUAUAGUGCCCCUGUAUACAGCAGAGUGGACAUAAAACGCAACACUACCAAAUUAUUAUUAUUUUCUUAUUCAGAGAGGGAAUUCUUUUUGUUAAAUUAUAAUACUUACCACCCGAUCUUGCUUCUUAUUUAUGUUUUCAGAUAUCCUCAGUAGGCUACUUUCCCACCCAUCUAUCUAAGUCACCAAACAGAUGAUCUAAGCAUACCUUAGCCUAUGGUUUGACUUUUAGACAGUAAAUGUUUUGACUUGGAGUCGAAGGUCCAAGAAGUGGACAGACAAAUAUUGAUUGUAUGAAAUUACACAGUUCUAGUGUUUAGGAAAACUUCCUUAGCAGUAUUUCCUACUCUUUUAAAGGUUGCUAGUAGCAUAAUGAUAAUCUUUUAAUAAAUGUGAACUUUGUGAUUGUUGUGUAAUAGCCAGUAGACUAAUGUGUUAUCAUAGCAUGUGCAUGAUAAUAUGUGGCAAUACUUGUGUUAUACAUGUCAAUAUGUGUGUGUUCCUGCUCUGAACAGGCCGUAAGAUGAGAGUGAUUGUGCUUUGUGGUGUGAUGGCUGCCCUGCUCCUGUCUGUGGCCUUGGCCGCCCCACAGGGUGACCAUGAGGGCCAUGACCACGGGCCCCACACAGCAGAGCAUCACCACCACCUCCACCAUGGAGAAGACGAGCCCCAUCCACAGCACGAGGGUGAACACAGCUCCAUGCUCACUCAACCCAAUGCUGACUUUGCCUUCGCUCUCUAUAAGAAGCUGAGUGCCCUACCCGAGUUGCAGUCAAACAUCUUCUUCUCCCCACUGAGCAUAUCCAUGGCUCUGUCCAUGCUGGCUCUUGGGGCUAAGGGUGACACUUUCUCCCAGCUGUACCAGGCUCUUGGUUAUGCUGAAUUGACUCCUGAGACGGUCAAGAAGGCCAAUGAGCACAUCAUUCACAUGUUUGGUCAUGAACAGGAUCAUGUGAAGAUUGUAGCCAAUGCUAUUGCUGUUACAGAGAAAGCCAAAGUCAAGGAUACAUUCUUAGAGGACACCAAACACUACUAUGAGAGUGAAACACUAGCUGUGGAUUUCUCUAAAUCUGAUGUUGCUGUUCAAGAGAUCAACAAAUACAUAGCUCAACAUACCAACAACACAAUCACUGAUAUGGUGAAGGAUGUGGAUCCAGACACUUUUAUGAUGCUAAUCAACUGCUUGUAUUUCAGAGGAGAAUGGGAAAGGCCAUUUGAUGACGACAUACCCAUGAAAUAUGACUUUCAUGUGGAUAAAAACACUAAGGUGACCGUGGACAUGAUGCAAAAAGAUGGUUAUUUCAGAGUCUAUGAGGACAAACAGAACUUCAUUACUGUGCUUGAGCUUCCAUACAAGGGCAGGGCAUCUAUGAUCAUCGUCAUGCCGGACGAGGGGAAGAUGAAGGAGGUGGAGGACAGCAUCACCCAAGCCCAUUUCAAACAUUGGAAACAGUCACUGUCGGGAAGUAUGGUGAAAGUUCGUAUGCCAAAAUUGUCCAUUUCUGGCACAUUUUCACUGAAAGAAACUCUGAAAGGGAUGGGAAUGGCCAGUGCUUUUUCUAACACAGCCGAUUUUUCUGGAAUGACGGAUCUCAAAGUGACCUUGUCAGAGGUGGAACAUAAAGCCAUUCUCAACAUCCACGAGAAAGGCACAGAAGCAGCUGCCGUCACCGUGCCAAUGUUGAGAUAUAUGUCCUAUCUUCAUGCACCGUUCAUAAUAAUCAACAGGCCAUUCUUGGUCUUCAUCGCUGAAAGUACCACCGACAGUAUCCUCUUCAUGGGCAAAAUUUCAGAUCCCACCUCUAAAUGAAUGUUCGAUUGGAAUUAUUGCACAAACUUUCAUUCAUUUAAUUGUUAUGAUGCUAAAUAAUAUUGUUAGUUUUAACCCUGUACAUAUGAUUGAAACAAAUAUUGUGAAGAGUGUGGAACAUGACAAUAAUGGGGUAAUAAAGCAUUGUUUGCUUUUUGAAUGUGCACUGUUAGGCUAUAAUUCAUUCCGGAAAAUGUAUGGUAUAUUCAAAGAGUAUGGAAUUACUUCUAUCCUCUUUGGUAUAUUCAUACUUUCUUAUGAUAAAUCACAAUUACAAAUAAACUUGUUUCCAGAAGGUAUUGUGCGUUUGAGCAAAUUUAUCUUAUGUUUGAAAAGUUGGCUUGAUAUGUUCAGCUGAGUGAUGACACCCCGUGGCCAAAAUACUGUAUGUCAUAUGCUGUAUGUAGGUUUUUUGAUGUUUUGACUUGUACAGACAAAUAUUGAUUAAAUGGAAUAACACAGUUCUAG
Molecule: messenger RNA, 3366 nt
Organism: Sardina pilchardus (European sardine)
Lineage: Eukaryota; Metazoa; Chordata; Actinopteri; Clupeiformes; Clupeidae
Product: alpha-1-antitrypsin homolog
Exons: 4
Coding region: 1612-2898 (428 amino acids)
Biological process (GO): negative regulation of endopeptidase activity
Molecular function (GO): serine-type endopeptidase inhibitor activity
Source: RefSeq, a predicted model, not a curated record